UGACCCAUAUGCCGGGCGCUGAUUGGUCAGUGCCCCGAGGCGGGCUUGCAGGGCGGUGAGACGAGGAACCGCGAAGCUCCUGCCCUGAGGGCUCUGCCAAGAUGGCAGACGCGGGACCGCCGCUGACAUGGGAUAUUUCACCAAAAAAUGGCCAAGAAGUAUUUUUCUCCCAUGAACUUUAUGAAAAAUAUUCCUUAGCUCCGAGCCUCUCUGAACUCUGGCAUUUAUCAAACAGACAGGCAAAGAAAAAUGAGGAGGCAUUGGCAAACUCGUCAGAAAACAAACAGACCUGCAGCAUGCAGGCUGCAGAGUCACUUGAGGUGGAAGCUAAAAUCCCAGCUAAUGACCAUCCUCUUCCAGAACCCAGACUCCCCUACCCAUUUACCUCUUCUUUGACUGAGAAGGAGCAGAAAACAUAUUUAUAUCUGAUGACUAAGUUCUCAAAGAAAAGAAACCAUUUCCAAGUUAAUGCAGCAAGUCAAAGGGAUUUUUUCACGUAUAUGCAAAUGAAAGAAGUAGUAAACAGUGAAAUUGCAGAAUUUAUGAAAUUUGCCCAAAACGCUGCAAAGAGCUGUGCCCAAGAUUAUGAUGCCAUCUCUGAAGAUGCACUGCGUUAUACUGAGGAGUUGCUACGUGCGUGUAUUGGACAUGUGCAGAAGUAUCCAGAGUUUUACACCCUGCAGGAGAUCAUGAGUAUCAUGGGAGGAAAGUUUCAUACUCAGCUGACCUUUAGGCUGGAAAAAAAUCUUCUUGCAAUGGGUACAGCAAGAUACGGUAAAAUAGAUUUCCCUUCCAUGCCUGUUCAGCUGCCCACAGAUUAUGGCACUGUUUCAUCUAUUAUAACCCCAGAAAAAAAGGCUCGUGUUAUGCAUAAUGAUAUUAGUUCCGAUUCAAAUGCAGAAAAACUUGCUUUGAAAUACUGUCCUCAAGUUGUUUUAAGUGAUCAAUCCUUAUUUACUCUACUGAAUAAUCAUGGACUAAACUACAAAGAGCAGUGGGAAAUUCCAGUUUGCGUUAAAAUGAUCACUGUUGCAGGUAGCAAACCAGCUAAAGUGGUUUAUGUUGAUCCACCUCUGCUGAGAAAAGAAAUGACAGUACGAGAGAGGAAUCAAAUCUUCCAUGAAAUUCCAAUGGAUUUCCUAGCAACUAAAACGUCUUACGUUCCAAUUUCUGGUAUAUCAAUGGACAAACCAGCUGAGGACAACCUGUUGCAGUGGGAUGUGUCUUCUGAUACCUACCAGUGCAGGACAAUUCCUCCUCCAGACGACACAGGGAUGGACUUCGAUGAUGAUGUUACAGAGCUUGAAACUUUUGGAGCAACUUCCAAGCUCUCAAGAACUUGUAAAACAGAAAGUACUUUUCCUGCAGUUAGUAACACUGCUAAAAUUUUAUCUCAUGGCCUCAAAAUGGGGGGGAAGAAUUCAUCUGCCUUAAACAAUGGAGAUGAAGAAGAGAAAAACACCCCUUCUGAGCAAGAAGGUUCAGCAUGUGCCAGCAUGCAGCUUCUAUCAUUAGAUGGCAUUCCAUGCUUCAGCCCUCAAAGACAUUCUCCUUCUGAAAGCUCUCAGUCAGUGGAGGUAGGACCGAACAGAGAACAGGAUGUCAUGACCAAGGAAGUACUGGACAACAAAACAAAUCCUCUGUCUGUUGCAGUGAGUGCUGAGAAGGGGCCUGAUGCUGCACAGAAAAAAGAGACUUAUACCUACUUAAGCAGUAGUGACUCAGAUGAAGAGCGUUUGGUGAUUGAUUCAGAAUGGAAUGCCACUGCUUCUGACGAAGCAGCUGCACCAGCCACUGUUUCUGGUACCUCAGCAGAGACUGCCAGCUCUCCUUCCCCCGCCCAGAGUCCUUUAGCAAGCGUCACUGACUGCUCAGAUACUGCGGAUCAGAGAAAAAAAGCCUCCAAGAAACCUCCAAGAAAGUUAUCCAAAGAAUUGGAUCCUGUCGGGCAAAUUUUGAAAAUGCAAACUGAACUUCUCAAGUCCCCUUCCAGAAAAGCUCAUGAGCCAGUGGUGGGCUAUGAUAAUUCUAAUGCUGUGCCAGCCCAGCUGCCUCAGUCUCCAAAAGCAUUGGUGACCUCCAGCACGGAAACUGUGCCAGCCCCAGCCUCCAAUCCCAGCGGCUCCUCUAGAAAUACCUGGACAUGGCUUUUUGAGGGAAUGCCCAAGAGAAAGCUGCCAAGUGAACUUGAGCUGCUUGAAGAAGACCCUUCAGAGUACCAAGCACCUGAGGAAGGCAAUGUCGUGUACAAGCUCUUCAGUUUGAAUGAUCUCUUGUUACUCGUGCGUUGCAGCGUGCAGAAAGUCAAGUUACUGCUACAAUACCAGAAAAAGAAAAAAGCCCAAAAGCCGACUCCCAUAUUCCUGUUGCCAAAACUAGAAUACCAAGCCUACUACGGUGUGGAAGCUCUUACAGAAAGUGAAGUGUGCCAGCUGUGGACACAGAGUAUGCUGCAUUCUAGAUGCUCAUUUUAUGUUGGACAUAUUGAUGCUUUUACAUCAAAGCUUAUUAUGCUAGAAAGGAUUUUUCCAGAAACUUUAAGAGAAAAGCUUGGAUUGAUUAAACCUGCAAAUUCAUUAAAUAUACUUCAUCAUGUUUUGAAGAAGGUGUCUGAUUUAGAAGAGGGCUCUUAUUUAUUGACUCAUGCUGCCGGAGAUUCAUCAGUUGCAAUUUACAAGAGUUCUCUUGACAAGAGCACGAGAUCAUCCUACAACCUGCACAAAGCUCACUGUGAUCUGCCUGCUGUACCUGCCACUCUCUCAGUCCCAUGGGUUCCACUCGAUCCCAGCCUCCCUUUGCCCUAUCACAUAAGUCAUGGAAGAGUUCCAUGCACCUUUCCACCUGCACCCUGGGAAGGGUGGAAGCAGAAGAUGGCUGGGGUGAAAGGACAGUCGGACACACCCCAUGAAGGAAAGCCAGUAGCUAUGGAAACAAAAGGCAAGCCAGCUAAGCCUGUUAGAAAUGAAGGUGUGGCUCCAAAGAAGCUGAGGAAUAAUUUCUGCAAGCAAAGGAAGGUGAAGAAAAAGUGGAAAACUAAAUUCAACAAAAUGCAACUGAAGUAGGAAUAAGCCUGGAGAAGAACAAGAGGACACAAAAAAUCUGAUGUUUCUUGCAGCUUCAGAGGAACCAGAAGAAGCUGGCAGGGGGGAAAUGGCUCCAAUAGCUGAAGCAUUCUUUAAACCUUUAACCCUUUGAUACCUCAGGGGACAUGUUUCAAAUGAAAAUCUCAAAAUCAAUCAGAGAAAAAAAAGAAUGUGGCUGCAGCCAAUCGGCUGGUUAUGGGGAACAGAGUAUCUUCUGUUGGUCUGGUUAUUUUUGUAGAAAAAACUACAUCCUGAAGAGUGAAGCAGUGGCUGACAACAACCUCUAAAACCAUGCAACAAGAUAAAUAGCUUUUCAGCUUUUCCAAUUCUUCCAGAUUCACACAUAUUUUAAAGAGAUAUUUUACUUUGUGAAUUUGGUAUAGGGGGAACAACUUGGAUUUAAUUACUUAGCUUUUUUGACACAUUGUGUCUGCUGGCUUUUAAAUAACUUAAAAAUUUUUUUUUUUUCUUUUUAGAAUGGUGUAACAAAGGACAAAAGCUGUCUUUGCUUGAAUAGUAAGGGCCAUAAAUUUGCAUUGGGAAACUCAGAAGUCCAGCUAAACAAAUAAAAUAAUAGCAGGAGAGCUGCAUUUCUGCAUGUUUUAGCUGCUAUAACAAAAAGCAGAGGCUUUAAAGGUGUUCUUCCAAGUCUUUUGUUUGGACUGAGGAAGUUCGCAAGUACACACAUCUGAUCAAGCAUUCUUUUGCUCACUGAGACUUAAUAGGACAUGUUUUAAUGUCAUGAGGGUAAAAAUAAUAAUAAAAGAAGUUGUUUACUGGAGUAUAGCUGCUAAAAAUCCUGAAAGUAGGGGUAUUUUUUUUUAAAUCAGGCUUCAGUAAUGAAUGUAUAUUAAAAACUUCUUUGUGAAAUACAAAGCAUUUUCUGAUGUGGCUUUUUUCCAACUGUUAGAUAGAGUUAUUCAGUUUAUUCUUUUUUUUUGACCACUGCUUGUUUUAUCUGCAGUAUUAAGCUAUUGACAAGCUGAACUUGUGUUUGCAACUUACAAAUAGUUCUGCUUCAAAAUCCUAAAUGCCCUUAGCAACUUCUCAUAAUAGAAAUACUUUAGCUGUGAGUCAUUUUUCCCAGAUAACUGAUUCUGUCUGGAGGAUGCAAGGCAGUUGUCAGUUAGUGUAUACAAGUUUUUCCCAGACUUGUAUGGAAUUUGGUUUCCCAAUGCAGUUUCCUGAGGUAGAAAUGUAUGGUCUGUUUAUGGUCUCAAUGCCUGUUACAUUACACUGGUAUAUUACUAAUUAUAGUGUACUAAUUGUACAACUGCAGUGGAGCGGCCUGAGCUGCUGCUGCUUGGCAUUGUUGCAUGGUGGGUGCAGGGUUUCAUCUCUGCUAAGGCCCUGCAGUUCUUGCUGGCCUGGUCAUGCAGGCUGUCCAAGUCUGUCUGAAUAGUGAGUGUUCCCUCUACCUCCCUCUUCUGCCUCUUUGGGGUCAUCUGCAAGCUCAGGGAAAAUUGAUUCGGUCACAUUAUCAGCUGACAUAAAAAUACUGGGCAGUGCCAGACCCCGAGAAGCUCUGUCCAUGACCAGCUCACCUGGUUCAGCCUGGAGUUACAAACCACUUCCCCAGAACUGGAGGAAAGCCUCUGAGAAGAGGUGUUCCAUGCUGUGUGAGGUCAGUUGUGGAGGUCUGGUUCUUCCCAUUCCCUGGGGUUCGUUAGGAGCUGAAAUUGAUGGCGUUGUAUCGUGUUCAGACAGUUUGAAGUGAGUUUUGGAGGACUGGAAGAGACGUUCUGACCUGGCAUUUGAGGUGACUGGUUGGCCUGUGUGCAAAACCGUGGGACUUUAUCAGUUCUUUCUGUUGAUGUGAACGAGUUAUUGGCUGUGAAACCUGACUUGUCUUUAUUUCUGUAGUAAUGAGAGUUUUUAAAUGUCAUUUGCGCUAUGCACUGAUAAACUACUUCCAUUCUCAUAUGUGACUGGCUAAAUCUCUUCACCCUUUCUGUCUGACUGCAAACACUUUUAGGAAUACAAUAGAAGCUGUCUGUGUAAAACACAUUAGGAAAGAUUUGCUGCAUUUUUUUCUCUUCUUCUAAUGUAGCCUAGCAGCUGGAAGCACAGAGAACUGGGACCAAGGGACCAGUCAUCCAUUCUGCUGCUGGAAGGUGGGAGAUGCCAACUGCAAGGGACUCUGCCCACCUCCACGCUGUGAAGUUCAGUAGCAGUUAUUGAGCCAUUUGAUGAGGUAUUUCUUUUGUUUCUGAUUUGUUUUCCCUGUAUUUUAAAUAGCAGCCCGUUUCCAAAAGAAUAUAAAGUCAGGUCAGGUGUAGUCUUUCAGAACGCUUAGUGCAGACCUGCAUUCAAGUUUGCUUCUAGUUCUACUGGUAGAAGUUGCACCAUUUUCAAUUUCUUCCCCCGUUAAGUCUGCAUGUGUAACUUUCUCAGAUGCUUCUCUGAGAAGUUAUAUAACUAAGCUCUUUCUUAAUAAAAUAUGUGCUUUCCUAUAGUGUGGGUACAUUCCUUCACAGAAACACUGUCAUUGUUUGGUAUUUCUCUGAAAAUUUCUCUGUACUAAAAAUACAUUCACCUUUUUUUUUGAAGUUGCUCUUAAAGUGUAUUUUUGUACAAAGAUUCUUAGACUUUGUUUGCAAGUUAAAAUUCUGUUCCUGUAUGUCCAAAUCAUUGCACUAAAAUAUUUUCAAAGACAUACUGCUGUAUUAUAUAUUUCAAAAUAAAUUUCCUUCUCAGUGCUAGCAAAUACCUUUAAUGACCAGGUGGCAGUCUGUUUAAGCAUAAAGCAUUUGAAUUAUGCCUUACUUAGUGUAGAUGGAAGAUUGUCAGUGACAAAAAGCUGGUUCAAGCCAUUCUGAGCCUUAUGAAGGUCUGUAGAUAAUCUCAGGCUCCUAUUACUCUUGGCUGUGUCUGUGAGGUGAGCUGGUCCCCAGCUUGCUGUUAGGACUGAGGAGACAUUGUGAUAUACCAUGCUAAGGGAUUUUUUUAAACUGUUUUUAUGGAACUAAAAUAUACUGCCAGUUUUUAAAUUGUAGAAUAAUUGAGUGUAAUGGUUAUUAAAUAGUAGCAGUCCUAGUGCAGCCUUCAGGGCAUUUCUCAGUAUUGCUACUUCUCACUUCUGCUUAACAAUGAGUGGAAAAAAAAGGCCUGAAAGCUCCAGUCUU
Messenger RNA from Hirundo rustica (Barn swallow), 6208 nucleotides. It is a transcript of the gene ICE2, whose product is annotated as interactor of little elongation complex ELL subunit 2. NCBI's taxonomy places the organism in Eukaryota, Metazoa, Chordata, Aves, Passeriformes, Hirundinidae. The record is from RefSeq and is a predicted model, not a curated record. Bases 102 to 3062 code for a protein of 986 amino acids. The transcript is spliced from 15 exons. Gene Ontology annotation, cellular component: transcription elongation factor complex. Gene Ontology annotation, biological process: snRNA transcription by RNA polymerase II; positive regulation of transcription by RNA polymerase III; snRNA transcription by RNA polymerase III.